AAAAUUACUGUAUUAAUGUGGGCAGUCCGUCAACUUUCAGGACAUUUGUCUUUUUCAGUUUGGAGCCAGCCUCAGGAGCAUAUCCCAUGUUUUCUUGUGUGGUUACCCAGCUGGCUCUGUUGUUUUGGUGUAAGAGCACCGAAGGCACCCCUGGGUUGCUCCCUCUCUCCCCUAGAAACUACCCAGCAGUGAUAGCGGGGCUCCUUCCUCAGCAGAGCAGAACAGAGCGUAUGAAGACUUGCGUGUUUCUGCUUCACCUCCACCUGUCAGAAAGAGCAACCUACGGGACUGUCAGCUCACACAGCGGAACGGAAUCUUGCGCAUAUUUUCUUCCUUUGGUGCCACCUCGUCCUGGCCAUGUCCGGCAUGGUUCACUGUUGUCCGCCAGCCGGUGAACAGUGUGUUCAGGGCGUUGAUCUUCACAGCACUUCCGGGAGGAAAUGGCUCAGACCCUGAUAGGAGUCUUGCAGCUGGGAGCUGUUUACUGUGACAGUUUGUUCACACCUCUCCAUCUGUGGGCUCCCUGCUCAUCACCAGAUCACUCCACGUCCAGUGGCGCCUUAUCCUUCAAGCCCAGCCGCUCCCUCGUCACCCUGCCCACCGCCCAUGUGAUGCCGUCCAGCUCCAGGCACAGGGACGCGCGAUGGAGCUCCAGCCUCCUGCAGGCACUGGGCGACCUCGGUGGCCGAGAGCGGGACUCUUGUCUGGACAUGAAGGGCGACCGGCCCCUCCGGAAGUGGUCGUCUCUCUCCAGACUCACUGCCCCCGAGGGCUGCGGCCGGGCUGGCACCGUGCCCGCGGAAGAGUGCGGGGCCGGCCUGGAGAAGGCGUUACAGUGGAGGGCUGGGAGGCCCCGCUGCCUGCAUGAUGGCUCCGAGGCGUGCAGGCCAGAGGACAAGCAGAGCGGUGGUGGCCGGCGGACGUCGGCCCUGGACUGCAAGUACAAGUUCGAGAGCUGCAGGCCUCAGGACAACCGCAGAGAGGGGCAGCUCCUGGAUGCCACACACAGUGCCUUAUCUGAGAGCAGGCCCGCCGAGGCCGGCCCAGGGCCCCAGGCUCCCCGGUACCUAGAGCUUGGCCGCAGGGCGGUGGGCGGAGCCCCCAUCCAGCCCUCUGUGCGCACUCAGAUGUGGCUCACAGAGCAGCUGCGCGCCAACCCUCUGGAAGGCCAGACUGCAGAGGAUGCCUGCGGCCUGCCCUGGCCGGCACAGCUCGGGGAGGCCCCCCUGCAGUUGCCAGUGAUGACUGCUAACAGGAAGCUAAGAAACCCAAUGAGGCCUACAGAGGCUCUGAUGGUGGCAUCUCGGCAGAGUUACUCGCCGCCUGGCUUUCAGGAUUUCAGCAAGUGGGAAUCGAUGCUGAAGGUAAAAGAAGGACUUCUGAGGCAGAAGGAGCUUGUCAUUGAUCGGCAGAAGCAGCAGAUUACCCACCUCCACGAGAGGAUAAGGGACAAUGAGCUACGGGCACAGCAUGCCUUGUUAGGACGUUAUGUGAACUGUGAAGAUCCCUACGUGGCUAGUUUGCAGCCGCAGUAUGAGAGCACCACCCUACAGACCACGCGUGCAGAGCGGGCUGUGGCCCAGCCCCAGCCUGAGGGCCUCGAGCAGAAGCUCACGUCUACCGAGAAGGAGGUUUCACAGCUCAGUGACUUUCUCACGCAGAGAAUGAGCCAGUUCAGUGAAGAGAAGAAGAAGCUGGAGGAGAAGCUUAAAACCAGAGAUAGGUACAUCAGUAGCCUGAAGAAGAAAUGUCAGAAGGAAUCUGAGCAGAACAAGGAAAAGCAGCGGAGAAUUGAGACCCUGGAGAAGUACCUGGCGGACCUCCCCACACUGGAUGAUGUGCAGAGCCAGAGCCUGCAGCUGCAGGUUCUAGAAGAAAAAAAUAAAAAUUUGCAAGAAGCUUUGAUAGAUACAGAAAAAAAGUUUGAAGAGAUCAAAAAACAAUGUCAAGAGAAAGAGGCACAGUUAAUGUGCCAGAAAAAGAAGGAGAAGGAGUUAGUGACCUCCAUUCAGAGUCUGCAGCAAAAAGUAGAAAGAUGCCUUGAAGAUGGAAUCCGCCUUCCCAUGUUAGACACAAAACAGCUUCAGAGUGAAAAUGAUGAUCUCAGAGAACAGAACGUGGCAGCCGGCAAGAUUAUAAGCAGCCAGCAAGAUGAAAUUAACCGGCUGACUUUAGAACUUCAGUCCAUCCAAGGGAAACUGUGUGAGGAGAAGUUGACUGCACAGAAGAUGAUGGAAGAGCUAGAGAGGAAAGAAAGAAACCUCCAGAGAUUGUCGAGAAGGCUGCUCGAGGACUGCAGACAGACGGAAGAGCCCAGCUCUCUGCCGGGUGAGGGCCCAGAAGCAGAGCUGCCAGGGCAGCAGACGGUGCCUCCCAAGCGGCCGCUCUUUGACCUGACAGUGAUCGAUCAGCUCUUCAGGGAGAUGUCCUGUUGCUUGCUCGACCUGAAGGCCCUGUGCAGUAUCCUCAAUCAGCGGGCCCAGGGCAAAGAGCCCAAUCUCUCCUUACUGCUGGGGAUCAGGUCCAUGAACUGUUCAGCUGAAGACGUGGAGAAUGACCACAGCCCAGAAACCCUCAGUAAGAAGCUGUCUGAUGUGUGCCAGCUGCGGAGGGACAUUGAUGAGCUGAGGACUAUAAUAUCCGACCGCUACGCUCAGGACAUGGGGGACAACUGCGUCACCCAGUGACAGUGUGGGUUCCACAGCGGGGACCAGCUGCUGCGCUGUUCUUUGUCUUCUGUAGGAGUCACCACAGGCAGCUGCAGGAAACACGAGGCUACGCGUAGGGAUUUCUGUGGAUUUGUCUCAUUGAGGGGAUGUGGGAUGUGGGGAGGUUCUGAGGGCUUUCUAAUCAGGCAGAAAUCAGAUUGCCUUUUCAAAGAUGUGAUGCAGUCUACAGGAAAACAUCCAUCUUCUGAAACUACUGAUUGAUUGUAGGGCCACGCUGUGCAGGGCGCCCUUCAGAAAGGGAAGCAUCUGUUUACCCCGGUUGUUCUGUCUUGUGUGUGCACCUAUGUGUGGGUUCUUAUUUGUGUGUGUAUGUUUUAUUUACAAAACUUCUAAGGAUUUCAAGACUCACAGCGCAGAGCUUCUGGUAAAGGCACAGGCCGUCCCCUGUUCCCUCUCGCCGUGUUCGGGAUUGCCCAGGGCUGGCCUUCGAGUUCCGCCAGGCGGCAGGCACUGCCGCAGAAGGAGGCGGCCACAUGGCGCGUCUCAGCUGUCCCGGGCCGGGCUGUGGUUUGGUGGCUUUUGGUACUGGAGGUGAUUCAUGUGUUACCAGAGGGCUUUCGUAAUUUGAACUAAUUUUUUCAUGCCCCUUAAUAUUUCUCAUUUUUAUUUAUUUGUUAUAUGUAUCAUUGUAAACAAAGCCUUCUGAGGCCAAGAUCAUCAUUUUGAAAACAGAUUGACAAUGACUUUGGAACAGUAGUUUAUCUCAGUAUUGAGUUAACAAUUUUGUACCUGUUUUAAAGCUGAAACUACUGUAGGGAGAAGCCAGCUCCUGUUCCUCAUCUCGGAACUAACACCAGCACACGGCUGAGCCGAGGGUCCCCACCUCGUGUGAACUCGGCCAGGCCGGCCUGUGUGAGGGUGUGUGUGGUCCCACAGCUCCCCCGCAGCGCUGCCUCGUGUCUUGUGGACGCACUCAUGGUGGUCACUGUCCACGCGGCAGGGUGACCUGUGGGUGUCCUGAGGUUUGUUCAGGGUGCGUCCAGGCCUGCUUCCCUCGGCCCGAGGUCCAGGCCAGCCGGACCAUGUCCCGGGAAGAGUGUGUCUGGGCACUGGGCUCACUUGGUGUUUAACGUCAGCCCUGGAUGACAGGCAGGGCUGUGAAUAACUACCAAACCCCUGCGUGCUUUGCCGGGGCUCACAUGUGAGGCUGGCUUUCUGCUGAAGUAGGCAGCGUCCCCAUCGCCCGUCAGCCACCAUGCAGCAGAAACACUUUCCGUCUCCAGACAGCCCGCGUCGCCCUGCUGGGACUUCAGAAAUGAAGCACCCUGAACAAUAGGGUGGAGGAACGAAUUGCAUCUGCUCUGCGUCAGCCAGUUCUUCCUUAAACUUCUCCUAGACUUGUAGUUUAGUUUUAGAUUUUUGCAGUGGUUGUGUUUUUAAAAUGAAGCUAUGGUUGUUUGUUUUCAUCUAUUUUGGAUACAGUUUUCUAGCCUAGUUGGGAUAAAAUAAUUUUUUUGUUGUAAUAAGUUAGUUUUCUAAAAGUUACAGAAUUUAAUUCCCUUUUUUUUGGUACCAGGGGUUGAACUCUGGUCCUUGCGCACGCGAGGCAGGUGGAACUGCUGAACUAAGUUCCCGGCCCUUAAUUCCCAUGCUGAGAUAACACUUUUCUGAGGUAGUGAGAAGUGAACAGGCUGCUGCUGCUCCAUCCUGGCUUCAGGUCCUGUGCUCUGGUGAGGGGCAGCGGCAGCGCAGGAUGGGCUAAACGACUCCAGAUCACCGGAGAGAGAGCCUCCCCUCAGGGCUAGGGAGCGAGCUCACAUCCCUGGAGGAAUUGCAGAGGAAUGAAACUAGUGUAUUCUAUUAGUAUUUAUUUUUGUUUUCAGAAUCUCCCCUUCCCCAAGAUCCCAUCUUGUGUAUAACGGUCGUAGGGUUGGUGUCACAUGUGAGCUGGGCGGGCGGCAGCUGUCUGCACAGUAAGGUGAGGCGCCCUCCUGGGUUAGCGGAGCGAGCGCACCGCACCCUCCUCUCAGGCGCUCUGUUCGCUCGCUCCUGGCGUGGAGUGGUCGCCUCCUGGGAGUGCCCCUCGACGUCAGCCUGGUCACUGGCCCGGGUCACUUAGCCUGGGUGACGAGGGACAGUUGUCCCAGUGGAGACCUGGUCACAGGUGUGGGGGCUGUCGUUCCCUCCAGUGCCGACAGCAGGAUAAGCUGAUAAUUAAACUGUUAAUGAAUUCUCAGUGGCUCUGAUUUUAAAAAGUAUUGAAUUUAUUUUUAAAAAGUGUAGCCCCUUUUGUAUUUUAAAGAGGAUUCACUACUUAAUGGUAGCAGUAUUAUAUCCUAUGGACAUUUAUUUUGGUGUGACAAGUUACUACACUGAAUUUACCACUUUAGAUAGCUUGGAGACAAUCUCAAGGCUGGAAGAUGUUACUGAGAUGAGUACUGUGCGUUCUGACUUUCCUGGGCUUGGGGGAAGCUGUGUCGGGCGAGACUCGGCAGGGCACCAGCGCUGUUGAAGGCACUGAGGGCCAGCAGCAAAGCCCGGGUGCUGGCUUCGCUGUGCCCUUCCUUCCGCAUGCUCCCGUCGCCGGCGUGGGCCUAACCAGCCCGCUUCUCACAGCACAAGGAGGUCCCUUCCGUGUUCACAGAUGAGAGACUUCUUACUUUGUGUAAAGAGUAAACUUUCCAGCUUUGCCCCAGAAAGCCAUCGGUGGUAUUUGCCAUAUGAUUACAUCAUACAUCUAAUCAUGAAGGGAAAAUGUUUUGAGAUUUUUCUAUUUCAGAGAAAUAUGAAUAUAUAGGAAGUAGUUUCAGACCAGGAAGGCUAACACAGCGCUGCGGCUGUGUACCCAGAGAACCUCCCGUGCCUUUGGCCUGCAGUGAGCAUCUGUUGCUGUUGCACAGGGGCCCUGGGAGUGUGGUGCCCGCUCCCCUAGUUCUCGUGCGCACACCUGAGCAAGGGUGGCUCUGACCGAGGAGCGGUGCCGUCACGGAGGGUCCCUUAGUGGGGCUCAGGCGCGUGUCUGGGGGCCCGGCCUUCCCCGUGGAGCGUGGGCUCCGUGGGAGUGUGUCCGAGUGUGUCUACGUGUGGGUAAGUGUGUACAUACAGAUAAUAUAUGCGUUGUUAUUUAAUUGUGUGAGCGUGAGCUUCCGGAAGCCGUGUGGUGCUCAGUGGCUGCGAGAAGCAGAGGGCGCAGUCGGCGGCGGCUGGUGCUCUGCCCCCGGUUCGGGCUCUGAGCCACCCGCGAUACCUCACGUGUAAAUAGUGUCCAGGACCCAGAUGAGAGGCAGUCGCUGUGAAGGGGAACGGGAGCCGCUGGCUGGCUUUUGCCUUCUGCCCUGUCAUGUUUGCCUCCCUUUUUUGUAAAGGGGUUGUUUCUGUUUUGUAAUAGUGUUUACAGCUAGAAUUUUGAAUGCCAAAGUUCUAUUUAUUAAGAAAAAAAGUUUUCAAUGUUAAUGCCUAGUAUUUUUCCACUGGACUAUUGUUUGUUGAUAAUGGAAUUUGU
Molecule: messenger RNA, 6171 nt
Organism: Fukomys damarensis (Damara mole-rat)
Lineage: Eukaryota; Metazoa; Chordata; Mammalia; Rodentia; Bathyergidae
Gene: Cep85l
Product: centrosomal protein 85 like
Exons: 14
Coding region: 441-2687 (748 amino acids)
Cellular component (GO): centrosome
Source: RefSeq, a predicted model, not a curated record